Messenger RNA from Saxophila tyrrhenica, 4542 nucleotides. It is a transcript of the gene RAD9, whose product is annotated as radiation sensitive protein rad9. Gene Ontology annotation, cellular component: nucleus. Gene Ontology annotation, biological process: positive regulation of transcription by RNA polymerase II; DNA damage checkpoint signaling. Gene Ontology annotation, molecular function: histone binding. The record is from RefSeq and is a predicted model, not a curated record. NCBI's taxonomy places the organism in Eukaryota, Fungi, Ascomycota, Dothideomycetes, Mycosphaerellales, Extremaceae. The transcript is spliced from 2 exons. The coding region runs from base 1 to 4542 and encodes 1513 amino acids.
AUGGCUUCGAUCGCGGAGAGUACGCUGAACACUCUGGAGUACGAGAAACUUACCAAAUGGCGCGACGACUUGCUACAGCAGCCGCCAAACGAAGCGCAGGCGAGCGGCGCGGCAGAUCACCACCACCCGACCUCCAACUCCAACUCCAAACAGUCCACCGUCCCCGAGCCCGCGAAUGCCUACAACACCCCUCACUCCCCGUCGAAAGCACCGCCACGCCUGUCUUCCUCCAAGUCUGCGCCGGCGAAGGAGAUGGAGGCCAUGAUGGCGGCGCAGACUUCGCCAUCGCAGGAGCCUUUCCGCGAAUGGAUGAAGGCGUCUUCGUUCUCGGAGUUUACGGGCGGCGACACGCAGCCCAUGGACUCCCAGGUGUAUCGCACGUACACUGAGUCGAUGGCGAAUCCGACCACCACGACGCCGAAGAAGGUGCUGCUCAGGCCGCAGAUCUCGCCAGAGGGCAAGACGGUGUAUGAGAUGGAGACGGUGGAUGAGGAACCCAAUACUUAUGUGGAAGGGGAGAGUGGGUAUGUGGAUUUGGUGAAAGGGUGGCAAGAGAGUUCGCCUGGUGCGCAGUCGGAGUCUUCGCAUGCGAGUGAGUUGCUGAGGAGUCCGGAGACGCAGUUGCAGGUUGGUGAGAUGGUGCAGCAGAAUGCGCUGCCGGAGACGCCGAGUCUGGCUGGGAGCAAGCGUAAGAGGGAUAGCCAGGUGCUUACUUCGGUCCCGACGACGAACAAGAAGACGCCGGGUUUCACGCAGCUGUUUGGACGGGAGAAUGGUGGUGGUGGUGUGAUGACUGCGACACAGCUGUUUAACCAGACGCAGGCUCCGUCGUCGCCGGUACCUGAAGGUCCACGAUCCGAUCCUAUCAUGACGCGCCCUUCGCCGAAUCUGCAAAACCAGUACAGCGUCUCGUCUCCGAGCAUCAUGGCUUCUUCGCCAGUUGCGACGCGUAAUUCAAGACUUCCUGCUGUGCCAGGCGAUCCGAGGGACCAUUACAGAAGCGUCAAGGAGUCGCAAGAAGCAAGAGCAGCAGCUCUGCGGCAGGACUACGGCGUGUCUGCACGCUUCAAUGAGCAGUUCUCAGACGAUGACGGGGAUAGUCACGACACCGAGCGUCGGCGUUUUGAGCAGAAGAGGUUACAGAGGGUCAUGAGCGAGACUGCGAUCAAUGAGUGGCAGCGGGUUCGUGCUCGGCCCCGGCCUGGGUCCCGGCCGACUUCUAGUCCGAAGAGGAUGCAGACAAUUGAUCUGGUGACUCCUGGGACGAGCAAGAUGGCUGCCCGGUGGAAUCGUGAUGUCGAGGAAGACUUUGAUGUUGAACGCAACGCUGGUGUUGAGGAAGACGCUGGAACGGAAGGAGAUGCUGGUGUUGAUGAAGAUGAGGCAAUGAUUGACCUUGUACAAGAUGAUGGAGAUAACGACGCGGAUGUGUAUGAUGAGCUCGCGCAGACCGUGCUUAGGAGUCAAGGACCUGCUGAGGACUUGGACGAUGGCGAGGAGCAAGAGCAGAACGAGGGUGGCUCGGACCGGGGCUCGGACAAUGGUGGUGAAGACGAGCCUGAUGGAGAUCAAGAUGACGAAAACUGGGCUGGCGUACACCAGCAGCAAUUUCCACGACUGGAGGACGACGUUGUUCAGAACAGCAGCCAUCAGGCCGGCACCCAGCCCUCUGCCAUAGCCGACUCCCAACCGCUAUGGCAGCCGAGAGCAUCCUCUACGCCACAUCAGCGGGGGGAGGAAGGACCUUCGCUUUCAUCGUUCAUUCCCGGCUCGCAAUACACUGGUAAGACCAGUGUCGACCAAGCCGUCAUGCCCAGAAGGGCACAACGUGAAGCUUCGCAGAACGAGGACAAGGUCCCCAGCAGCCCGCCUCUGCCUCUACCUUUUGCAAGAGAAGAGUCUGGAGCCGGCAGCACGAAGACUUCGCAAGGUCUACCUCGCGCAGCGCCUAGAAUGCGGAAGCAAGCAAGCUAUGUCGCAGACUUGGAGGUGCCAGAGAGCGAUCUCGCCUUGCCUGAUGCUACGCAGCAACGUCCGUCGAGUAGACGCGGUCAUCUGCCGGAUGAGAGCAACAACGGCCAGCUGUUCUCCACCGCACGAUCCCACGCCUCAGCUUCUGGUCGCUCGGCUAAACCGACCGCCUCAGCUCCAUCGCCCGCCAAAGCCUUCGCCAGCCAGCAGAGCAAGUCCACAACCUCACAGACUCCACGCACGAAGGCCGGCGUGCGGCAUUUCGCGGACAUUGCCGAGGCGGCAUCGACACCUAACGGCAGCGGGGAGACCGAAAACGAGGUGGACAUCGAUGCCAUCAUGAGCGAUAUGGUCACGGCGGAGGACCAGCAGGUGUUUGAUGUUAUGGAGAGUCCGGGUAGCGAGAGGCCGAAUAAGCGGCGGAAGACGAUGAAGACGUUUGCUGAGGAGGCGGCGGCGGAGAGUCCGGUGAAGGGUACGAGGGGUAGGGCAAGGAAGGGUGUUGUUGAGGCGGCGGCGGAGAGUCCUGUGAAGAGUACGAGAAGCAGGGCGAAGCGGCAGGCGAGGUUCGACGUUGAAGACUCACCCGUGGGGCAGGCGAAGGAGCAAGAGCCGGAUGCGGAGCCACCCAGCUCACCACCACCUGUUUUGCAGGAUGCUCCAAGCAGGGCUAAUGAGCGCCGACGGCAUGCUACUCCGCCAGCGGAUGCGGUACCGGAGUCAACGCCAGAUAGCGUCAAGCAGCGCGAGGAUGCCGGAGCGAAAGUCGCUUCGCAGCUGUUGUCGAGGCGGUCUUCGAGGGCGCCUAAGCCUUCUGCUCUGCGAAAUCUGAAGAAUGGAAGGGCUACCGGCACAAAGCGGACGAAGGGAGCAAUUCAAGAAGAUGACUCUACGGAAGAGCAGUCUGCCAUCAUAGAAGAGACGGUGCUUGAAGAGGCUUCGGAGGACAAUGGUCAGCAGGCUGCUGUGGAGGAUCAAGAGCAGCCGCAGCAGCAGGCUACCGCAUGGCUUUCGGACCAACCUACCCGCGUACUGGCACUGUUCAAAGGAAAUUACAACAGCUUCUACCCAGCAACAUGGCUCGGGACUUCGCCAGAUGGCCGGAGCUACCGCAUCAAAUUCGAGGAUGGGAACAUCACAUCUCUGGAUCCAAAGCUGGUGCUGAGGUUUGAGCUGCGGGCUGGAGAUAUCAUUAAAGUCGAUCUGCCCAACAUGCGCAACAAGUCGUGGGUCGUCGACCGGAUGGGCCGCGCAGCGCAGACCGGUCUGCAGGGAGCAGAAGGCGUCGACUGCCACGGGUACGCCACUGUCUUCGUCCUCAACAAGGCAUCGCGCGUCAGCGGCAAUAAAGAGACGAUGGCUGAAGGGAGUGAAGAGUCGGUCGAGGUGGCGCUGUCGUUCAUCUACCUCAACAGGACCAUGUUGCCUCACUUCUUCGAUCGCGAGUUCACGCCGCCGAACCGCCUCGCCCAAGACCCCAGCCGACCGGCCACACCGUCCAACGGCAUGCAGACGCCCGACUCCGGCACGCCUACAUCCCGGUCUCGCCGCACCACGAUUCUGACUACGAAGGCUCAAGCCAGCAGGUUGUCGAAUCUGCGCGAUGAGUCGGUGAUGUCAGCGAGCCCAUCCGAAGGCCAGCGACUCUUCACCAAUAUGGCUUUCGCCAUCUCGUACGGCUCGAACGAAGUCGAGAGGGCUGAAGUUACUCGCUCGAUCGUACGCAACGGAGGCAUCAUUCUGGAGCAAGGCUUUGAUGAGCUUUUCGAGCUUCCGAAGCUCGACGAUCAAGUCGACACAAGUCCGAAUAAGAAGUCAGCUCGUAAUGCCGUUGAAGACGACAACGAGACCACAAGUCUGACGUUAAAGCCUCAGUACGAGCGCCUCGGCUUCGUAGCCCUCAUCGCCGACAAACACAGUCGGAGAGCAAAGUACGUGCAAGCGCUUGCCCUGGGCUUGCCAACUCUAUCUGGCAGAUGGGUCGCCGACUCUCUUGACUGCGCGAAGAACACGGCCCUCACCGCGGCCGAAGCCGCUCCGCUGUCCUGGUCAAAGUACCUCCUCCCAGCAGGCGAGAGCGCCUAUCUCGGCAAUGCUGUCCGGUCACGCACGAUGGCCGCUUACCCUGCUUCCGAAGCCAAGCUCGCGACUACGAUACAGAACCGCGACAUCCUGCUCACCGGCGACGGUGUGCUGAUCGUGGCGUCCAAGAAGAGCAAAGCUGUCUGGGAGCGCCGGAAGGCUUACGCUUUUCUCACGCUGGCGCUCGGUGCGGGUGGCGUGAAGCGGGUUUCUGACUUGGCGGAGGCGAAGGCUUUUGCUGAUGGUGAGGAGUCGACGUGGAAGUGGGUGUACGUUGAUGGGUCUGUGGCGGAUGCGAGCAAGGCUAUGUUUGAGAUGGGCAGUGAGGGCGGGAAGAAGAGGAAGAGGGAUACCGAAGGUGCUGCUGCGGCUGCGGCUGCGGCUGCAAAGGUCGAUGCGAAGGCCAUGUUCGCCAGGGACGGGAGGGUGACGAUCGUGAACGACGAGUUUGUGGUGCAGAGCUUGAUUCUAGGUGCUCUGGUCGACUGA